GUAGGUAAAGAAUAAUUUACCAUUUAGGACUAACCGUAAUCUGUCACACCUGAUUAUAAUGUUCCAGCGCUCCAGAAGCAGGAAUUGGCACCUAAGCAGUAGCCUGCCUAUUUUUAAAUGUGCGGAUCACGGGUUCAUAACCCUUGUCCUCGUGACCCCCUGUCCUGUAUCGGUAUUUCUUACCCCAAAACAUUUUGUCCUACACUGAUAAUUGGAUCAGGGUUGUUGACGUAGAAAACAAAUGUGUAGGGCAGGAGGUUGGAGGAUUCGCUGUCUAAAACAGACAGUUAAGUGAAACAUUAGUAGCGGUAUCAUAAUGCGAACGAUAUUCAACCAAGUUAAGCAUUAGUAGCAGCAGAGAACUAUUUAUAUUCAUCGUCUCUCACGAGAAAACGGCUUUAAUACAUAUAAGCAAAGUAGGCAGCCCCCGGCAAAAUUUGUUUCCUGGUGUGGGCAUGAGCGUUAAGCGUAAUGGCGGAAGAACCAAUGAGAACGACGAGGGGCGUUCAUUUCGGGGGCGUUCCUCUUUUUAUGAGAACGCCCCUCACUGCAAUUGGACCCUUCUCCUUUGAAAAGCGGCGCGGCGGAUACAAGAUGGCGGAGCUGGAACAGUUGCCUGACGAAAGUUCCUCAGCUAAAGCUCUUGUGAGCCUGAAAGAAGGAAGUCUGGCAAAUUCAUGGAAUGAGAAGUACAGUGUAGUAAGACCCCAGAACUCCAGGGGGAGGGGUACCUGCUCCCCAAUGGAGAUGCCAAGAAGCUCAAAAAAGAGCCGUUUGGUCUAUGAGGAGGACAGCAGACAGGCGGUCAGCUUCCUGUCUCCUCGAAGAAGCCAGCGGGUGACCACUGUACCUCAGAAGUUUGCGAGUGUUCCAGCACCAGACAAGAAGGCCUCACAGAAGAUCGGUCUGAGGUUGAGGAACCUCUUGAAACUCCCCAAGGCCCACAAGUGGUGUAUUUAUGAGUGGUUUUACUCGGACGUCGACAAGCCCUUGUUUGAAGGCGACAAUGACUUCUGUCUUUGUCUGAAGGAAUCUUUCCCGAACCUGAAAACGAGGAAGUUGACCCGGGUGGGAUGGGAAACGAUAAGGAGGCUGAUGGGGAAGCCGAGACGGUGUUCAUCCGCUUUCUUCACAGAGGAGCGAUCAUUGCUGAAUGAGAAGAGACAGAAAAUCCGCCUGCUGCAGCAGAGGAAGCUGACGGACGUGUCGCACUGCAAAGACCUGCCAGAGAACAUCCCUCUGCCUUUGGUCAUCGGCACGAAAGUCACUGCCCGCCUAAGGGGAGUUCAUGACGGCCUGUUCACUGGACAGAUCGAUGCUGUGGACACCAGUGCGGCCACUUACAGGGUGACCUUCGACAGAAACGGUCUAGGGACGCACACUGUGCCUGACUACGAGCUUCUCAGCAACGAGCCCCACGAAACGAUGCCCAUCUCGGCCUUCGUGCUCAAACAGCGGCCCAAUCAUCUCCAGGGUCUUCUGACCCCGCCUCGUGUGUCGUACUCCCCGCCAGUCGAGCCAGUUGUCUUGGAUGGUGACCCGCUAUUGGGCCAGUCGCCAUGGAAGAAUAAGCUGUUUGCUGCCGAAGGGGAAACGCUGGGCGGCUUCCCUGUCAAUUUCCUUGUGCAAGUGACAAGGCUGUCAAAGAUCCUGAUGGUCAAGAAGGAAAACAUUAGACAGUUAAAGGACAUGAAUGCAGAGGCUGAGAAACUGAAAUCUUGCUCCAUGUCUAUAGGGUUUGAGUUCCAAAAGAGAUAUGCCACUGUUGUUUUGGACCUGGAGCGGCUCAACAAAGAUCUGAGUGAAGUCCUGCACGAAGUGCAGCAGUACUGUUGCGAGUUGGCCCCAGAGCAGGGCAUGCAGCCAGCCAACCUUCCGACCGACCUGCGACGACGCUGUGAGGAUGAGGCCCGCGAAACAGUCCGGCAGGCUCUCCACGACAGCCAGCGCCGCGUCCGCAGCCAGAGCCUGACCGACCUGAUUUCUGGGCUCACCGCGCUCCUCCUGCAGAUAAAGGGUCUGGCAGAGGGAAACGACUUUAAUUCUUUUGAAUUUAAGUCAUUGUCUGACUCCCUGAGUGACAUCAAGGGCUCUAUAGAUGGUUCCAACCUGAGCUGUUUUCAGAAUAAUGUUGAGAUUCACAUAGCUCACAUUCAGAGCGGCCUGAGUCAGAUGGGGAAUCUUCACGCCUUUGCUGCCAACAACACUAACAAAGUGUGAUGUUUCGCUACUAUCUUCUGCAUCGUAAGGAAAACUGCUGUCUGCAGAGAGCUGCCGGUCGGUCGUCAAGGCAGUUCCCAUCCAAAGGACUUCAUGAAAUGCUUGUCCUGUAUCCACAAGAUUCCAUGUCACUUUUUUUGAGCCGAAUUUUUGUUCCCUUGCCAGUUGUGUACUGAUUUUUAACAUUCAUGGUGGUGUUGAUGCAGGCUGUGCAGUCCUGGUGGGUUUUCAAUAUUUCUCCAACAGCUUCUCAUUUUCUUUGUCACUUGUUUUGUGUUCAGUAAGCAUUUCCUGCUUUUAGUAAUGCAAUGCCUAAAACCGAAAAUGUUCCAGGGCUGAAUUUUGGUAAAAUCACAACUUGCAUGUUAACUUUCAGGUGCAGACAAUGUAUCCGCUUUUAGUACAUGUACUGGUAAGUACAUUAGACUUUAACUACCUCAGGCUCUUCUGAAUAGAUGCGUGUACCGCCCAAUAUUGCUUACAUUUUCUGCCACCAGUUCCUUCAUUACAAAAUGUUUUGUGCCAAAAAGGGGCUGUAUCUGUGUGGUAUUUCUAGAGGCAUGUUACAGGAAGUGACAUCUGUUUGACACACUAAUUGUCGGAAUUUGCAGAAACAUGCUCACCUAGAAGGACAUCUUGUCAUUUAUGAAAUGCAAGUAUAAGGACAUUUUUAAUUUUGUUGAUUGGCUAGAAAUGAAGGGUUUUUUGUAUAUACUGUACAGUUUUAAAAACGUUUCUGCUUUUAUUGUAGUAUAUUGGGAUGCCUUAACGGCAUCUUUUGUACUUUCAUGUAAAUACUUUAACAUUUGUGUACGAGUCAAUAUUUUUCUAAAGCUGACUUGUGACUAUCUUGACGGACACGAAUGAUAUCCAACAUAACCUAUCCAUGGAUACCUCCCCUUUCUCUUCUGUAAAUGACGUCAUUAUGUAGCUAGUGCGUUAUUCUCCGAAGUAAAGUGUGUAUUUCAAGGCAAAAGUAAAAUGUCCUUCGAAAGGAAUGCUGGUGCCGUAAACCGAAACGAAUGGUUUCCGUUUGUAAAUAUUUGUUGUUUUUGCUUGGGGGGGGGGGGAAUAAAUUAUUGAUUUGAUAA
Molecule: messenger RNA, 3311 nt
Organism: Paramormyrops kingsleyae
Lineage: Eukaryota; Metazoa; Chordata; Actinopteri; Osteoglossiformes; Mormyridae
Gene: lin9
Product: lin-9 DREAM MuvB core complex component
Biological process (GO): reproductive process; regulation of transcription by RNA polymerase II; regulation of cell cycle
Cellular component (GO): nucleoplasm; transcription repressor complex
Molecular function (GO): DNA binding
Source: RefSeq, a predicted model, not a curated record